Messenger RNA from Exaiptasia diaphana, 2381 nucleotides. RefSeq names its product scavenger receptor cysteine-rich domain-containing group B protein. NCBI's taxonomy places the organism in Eukaryota, Metazoa, Cnidaria, Anthozoa, Actiniaria, Aiptasiidae. The record is from RefSeq and is a predicted model, not a curated record. The transcript is spliced from 9 exons. Gene Ontology annotation, cellular component: membrane. Bases 69 to 2381 code for a protein of 770 amino acids.
ACAUACCUCUUGSUGUUAACAGAUAAUCGUACGAAUACAAGUMGCUACAGUCUCUAUGAACUGCAGUUAUGGUGRAUUGGUGGAUUGUCUGCAAGGCCGCAAUAUUGUCUAUAAYAUUUKUCCAGAUCCUUCAAAUACGGACUUGUGAUGCAGAUAAGGUAUUUUUGGUCGACGGCUUAACAUCAAAUCAAGGUCGUCUUGAAGUGGUCAUCGAUGGUCAACGAGGCAUGGUUUGCGACAAUGACUGGGAUAUCAACGACGCUAAAGUUGUAUGCAACAUGCUUGGGCUUCCUGUGGCGACCCAUGCUGUCAAGGAAACCUUCUUUGGUUUUGUACGCAGAUUCCCACUUCCAAAAUCAUUGAUGACCAAUGUUCAUUGYAUUGGAAACGAAUCGUCUUUGUUUGACUGCCCAUUUAAGAACGUAUCUACUAUUUUUUGUGAUACUGCUGGAGUAGUUUGUGGCAAAUUAUCAGUUAAGUUUCGACUCGCUGGUGGGCGAUCCCCAAAUGAAGGAACAGUCCUUGUGGCSUUUGGAAAGAUGCACGGUCCAAUGCGCAAAGAAUGGACGAUUAUAUGUGAUGAAAAAUGGACUAUCAAAGACGCACGGGUUGUGUGUAGAAGUCUUGGUUAUCCCGACGCCAUGUUUGCUGUUAGCUACGCUAUGUUCAAUGAUCAUGAUGGAAUGUUCUUUCUUUUAAAAGAUCUUCAUUGCCAAGGCAACGAGUCUCGCAUAGCAGAGUGCGAUUUUAAUGAAUURAAGUUUCAYCAGUCCUCGUGCAUUUUGAAGCAAGUUGGCGUGAUUUGCGGAAAACGAAACUCCACAGUGCCUUUACGACUAUCUGGKGGASSCUCGGCAAGUUCCGGGAGGGUUGAAAUAAAUCUUGGUGGCCACUGGARUACAAUAUGCCACAAUAAAUGGUCAAUUAAAAACGCGCAUGUCGUUUGUCGAUCACUUGGUUAUCCUAAGUCAUACAUGGCUACCAAAGGGUCUAUGUUUGGACCAGGAAAUGGUCGCAUUGUGCUGGAUAACGUYGAGUGUUUUGGCAACGAAAGUUCUCUCCUGCAAUGUAAACACGACGGGUUAGGCUCCAAGAGCUGUACGUCKCAAGAAGAAGCUGGAGUUUUUUGUGAAAAAACAGAAGCAAAAUUCAAGCUUGGUGGUAAUGGUCACACUCCAAACCAGGGUCUUGUUCUUAUCAAUAUUGGUGGUAUAAAUGGCACACUUUGCUAUAGAGGWUGGGAGAACAAGGAUGCWCGUGUACUUUGUCGCUCUUUGGGACUUGGUGACGAGGGAUACGCGGUCAAAAACCUUGCAUUUGGUAAGGRGUCUGGUCCGAUUUUACUGAGCAAUAUGAAUUGCCAUGGAAACGAGACAGAUUUGCUCUCAUGUGACCAUGAUGCAUUGGGAAGCCAUGGAGGAUGUAGUCAUGACAACGAUGCUGGAGUUAUCUGUAGUGCAGUUCAAGUUCGUCUUGUUGGUGGAAGUGCUUGGAAUCAAGGCAGAGCUGAGAUAAAGAUUGACGGACAGUGGGGUCGCAUCGGUUACACCACAGAUUUAAGUGUCCCAAUUAUUUUUUGUAAAAUGCUUGGUCUUCCUGGUCAGGGAUAUAUAAUCUAUGAAAAAAUGUACAAAUCAAACAGCAAGACAACGCUCGUAUCUAAUGUCGUAUGCGGCCUUAACUAUAAAGGUCAGCAGUCUUUAUUAGAGUGUCAAUUCAAGUAUAAAGUGGAAAGCGUUCGUGAAGAUUACGAAGUCAAUUGCGGACCUCCUUCAGAGCAUGUCUCAGUUGUAAACAUCACAGGAUUUUCAACUGUCAUUAAAUCCAGCCAGCCAGCGUACGCCAACGACAAUGACAUCAACACGUGUUUAUUCGUGGAUGCAGACCGGCGGUCAUUCCAGGUUACUUUAAACAAGAAUACGUACGUUCACAGCGUUUCACUUACCAUCAAAAGCAAUCUCAGCUAUUCCUCUGUUAGCGUCAUAAUCCAGUCACCAAUCAGCUCUGAAUACGAYGUAAAGUGCKUKCCAUCYACGAGGUUUGCAGCCAAAAUUGGCAUGAUGUAUGMCUGCUCUMGUCCAAUUCGUAGUCGACAUGUGAUGGUUAACGUUGUAGAAAGAUCGGUCAUGUUCGGCCUGUGCAACAUUAAUGUGUUUGGAUAUGGGGACAUCGAGCAAUCUCGCGGUGUUCUACAAGAACGAUGGAUUCAAGACUUAAUACACAGACAUAAAUCUUCGCCCUUGCUAAGAUACAAUCCCUACUUCAAUAAUCUGAAAAGAAGACAAGUUUAUACUACUCCCAAUGGUUUCAAUAUUGACACGACGUUUUGGUAUGGCUAUGGUCAAGGAAACCGUAUUUCUGCAUACUUCACGGUAAUCUAG